Molecule: messenger RNA, 480 nt
Organism: Vicia faba (fava bean)
Lineage: Eukaryota; Viridiplantae; Streptophyta; Magnoliopsida; Fabales; Fabaceae
Source: the annotation of a GenBank genome assembly
AUGGCCUUGCAAGUGCAGGCCACACUUCACACUACAAGAUCCACACGAGCUUCGUUAUUAUCUCCAACACUCUCCAAAUCCAGUUCUUCUUUGAAAUCAUCUUUCUUCUCUCGUUCCCUUAACCUCGUACUUCAUCCUAAUCAACAACAUAGUUUUCUUUAUGGACCUCCUAGGUUUACCAUGCGUCUAGCUUCCAAACAAGCUUAUAUCUGUCGUGACUGCGGGUAUAUUUACAAUGAGAAGAGCCCCUUUGAGAAAUUGCCUGAUAAAUACUUCUGCCCCGUUUGUGGUGCUCCAAAACGAAGGUUUAAGCCCUAUGCUCCACCUGUCAACAAAAGUGCAAAUGAAAAAGAUGUUAGAAAGGCACGAAAAGCUGAACUCCAAAGAGAUGAAGCAAUUGGGAAAGCACUUCCUAUUGCAGUUGCCGUAGGAGUUGUAGCUCUUGUGGGAUUAUACUUCUAUCUCAACAGCACAUUUUAG